Molecule: messenger RNA, 1011 nt
Organism: Peniophora sp. CBMAI 1063
Lineage: Eukaryota; Fungi; Basidiomycota; Agaricomycetes; Russulales; Peniophoraceae
Source: the annotation of a GenBank genome assembly
AUGUCCCAACCAGAAGGUCCUUUCGUAUACGGCAAAAUCGUCGGCAACUCCAGCAGUACCGGCGACGCAUUCUGCGACUGCAAGUGGACCAACGGGCAAGCCCUCGUCAUCAAGGGCCUCGACGUCUGGUACGGUUCGGCGUACUUGCGCGGUGUUCAGGUCACAUACUCCGACGACAGUCGCUCUGCCAUUCAUGGCAUGGCCACCGAGAGUCAUUCUAGCAUCGUCUUCGCCCCCGGAGAACUCAUCACGUCGAUGACGCUCUGGGAUUACAGCGACAAGGCCCGCACGCGCACCGGUCGACUCCGUCUCACGACCAACCAAGGCCAGAAGUUCGACGUCGGGUCGUCCGGUCACAUCGCCAAUGACAUCGACAUCGGCUCGGGCGUCCUGGUCGGCAUGGUGGGCCGCAGCGGGUGGGACAUCGAUCAGCUCGGCGCGGUCUUCUUACGCUCCGCGAUUGUGCGCGUUGCCGUCACCAACGUCGUGUACAACCCCGAUCUCGCCGGCACGGACAAGGGUAUCCACCCCGUCGCGCUUCAGCAGGCGGACUACUCGAACCCCGCCGACUCGAAGCAGCCGCUGGACUGGGACUACAGCGGCACCACUUCGCGCACGCAGAGCACAACGUACUCCCAAUCGAGCAGCACCAUGUACGGCGCCAGCGUCAGCGUCGAGGUGUCCGGCAAAGUCUUCGGGAUCGGCGCGAAGGCUACGGGCGGGUUCGAGUGGCAGCAUACGUCGGAGGAGACGACGACGGCCAGUACGUCGAGCUCGGUUGGGUUCACUUGGGGCUUGAAGGGGACGCUCGACCCCGGCGAGUCGUGUACUUGCACGGCACUUGUGCAGCGGGGUGAAGGACGGACGAACUAUACCGCUACUGUGGAGGUGAAGCUCGAGGAUGGGACGACCAAUACGUUCACGGAGCACGGCACGUUCCAGAACAUCGCGUAUACGAAGGUGGAGGUGCAGAAGAAGGAGACGACCAAGGUGCCACAGGUCACGGUGUAG